Messenger RNA from Nyctereutes procyonoides (raccoon dog), 1356 nucleotides. Its product is annotated as HLA class II histocompatibility antigen, DR alpha chain. Gene Ontology annotation, molecular function: MHC class II protein complex binding. Gene Ontology annotation, biological process: peptide antigen assembly with MHC class II protein complex; immunoglobulin production involved in immunoglobulin-mediated immune response; antigen processing and presentation of exogenous peptide antigen via MHC class II. Lineage: Eukaryota; Metazoa; Chordata; Mammalia; Carnivora; Canidae. The transcript is spliced from 5 exons. The record is from RefSeq and is a predicted model, not a curated record. Gene Ontology annotation, cellular component: membrane; MHC class II protein complex. Bases 78 to 842 code for a protein of 254 amino acids.
UCUCUUUUUUUUUUAAUCCGUGUCAGUUCUACCCUAAUCUUUAGCUCUACUGACCUCCCAACAAAUCACAGAAGAAAAUGACCAUAAGUGGAGUCCCAGUGCUAAGAUUUUUCAUCAUGGCUUUCCUGUUGGGUCCUCAGGAAUCAUGGGCUGUCAAAGAGGAGCACGUAAUCAUCCAGGCUGAGUUCUAUCUGACCCCUGACCCAUCAGGCGAGUACAUGUUUGACUUCGAUGGUGAUGAGAUUUUCCACGUGGAUAUGGAAAAGAAGGAGACGGUGUGGCGCCUUGAAGAAUUUGGACGUUUUGCCAGCUUUGAGGCCCAGGGUGCCUUGGCCAACAUAGCUGUGGACAAAGCUAACCUUGACACAAUGAUAAAGCGCUCCAACCACACCCCGAACACCAAUGUACCUCCAGAGGUGACUGUGCUCUCAAACACCCCUGUGGAACUGGGAGAGCCCAACAUCCUCAUCUGUUUCAUCGACAAGUUCUCCCCACCAGUGAUCAAUGUCACGUGGCUUCGAAAUGGAAACCCUGUCACCACAGGAGUGUCAGAGACAAUCUUUUUGCCCAGGGAAGACCACCUUUUCCGCAAAUUCCACUAUCUCCCCUUCCUGCCCUCAGCCGAGGACGUUUAUGACUGCAAGGUGGAGCACUGGGGUUUGGAUGAACCUCUUCUCAAGCACUGGGAGUUUGAAGCACCAACCCCCCUCCCAGAGACAACAGAGAAUGUGGUGUGUGCCCUGGGCCUGAUUGUGGGUCUGGUGGGCAUCAUUACUGGGACCAUCUUCAUCAUCAAGGGCAUGCGCAAGGUCAAUGCUGGUGAACGCCGAGGGCCUCUUUGAGGCACUUUCAGGGGUUCCAAAGUCAAAGGUUUAAGGGAGAAGAGGAAUGAAUCUGAAAAAAGAGCUUAAAACAAUAAUCUUAACUCUUUAGUAACUAUGCAUGUCCUGCUACAGGCAAUGGAGUUUCCUAGAGAGAAGACCAGUGAAGAAAUUUAUGCUUCAAUAGCUUUAUAAACCUGGAAAUAUUCCAACUGUUCACCUCACUGAGGACAACCAUUUUUUUGCAUUUUCCAGACUUUUAGAUAUUCUAAGAAAAAUGACGUCUUCCUGAUCUGAUAUCUAGUUAUUCUCUCUUUGCUGACCCUUCUUGGAUCCAUUUUCCUCCAUUUUCUACCAUCAUUUUAAUAUUACCAUGCAAUGCCUCUGGAAUAGACCCCAUAGGAUCUUUUCUCUACUAUGGAACCCUGUGAAUGUUCAAAACAGAUAUCUCUUCUACACUUAGUGCUUUGGUUUCUUCAAAUUGUGAUUGUGAUUUUUUUUAACACAAUAAACUAUUUGAUGGAUCUGAGAUGAA